Molecule: messenger RNA, 600 nt
Organism: Tetrapisispora phaffii CBS 4417
Lineage: Eukaryota; Fungi; Ascomycota; Saccharomycetes; Saccharomycetales; Saccharomycetaceae
Gene: PEX17
Product: Pex17p
Exons: 1
Coding region: 1-600 (199 amino acids)
Source: RefSeq, a predicted model, not a curated record
AUGGCUAUAAAACAAAAUAAAUUUCCCACGAUCGACCAAGUCAAUAUACGUACUUUUAAGGGAAAAUCAUCAAAUAUCGUAGAUAGUUUAAGAUCAUUGGGUAACAAUGCAGCUCUGUUUAUAUCUAUAGCAUAUCUCACCUUAGAGUAUAUAAUAAGGCCACUUCUAAAUGAACAAUUUAGACAGAGAAUUCAAUUAUCUGGUACGACGUUGAUAACGUUACGUAAAUUAGUUGCGGAUUUGAAGGGGAAACUAGAUGAAUACAGAUUAAUUUCUGCAAUAGGUUUUAACGAAACAAAUAAAACUGUUGAUAGAUGCACUCAGACUUCAAAAGAUUUUAUCUCUAGAGGAGCUUAUAGUGUACCAACAGUGGAACAAAUAAAUAUAAAACUUGAAGAUUUUACAUUGACCUUAGAUAUGGAAAAUGGUAGUGACGGUAUACAAUUGCGAAGUAAUGAGGAGACUCUUCAAGAGAUCAAGGAGAGCUGGAAAGACAUAGACGAUGUUCUUGAAAGUGAGAAGAAACUUACUUCCAAAACUAAAGUUCUAGAAUGCAUCAGAGACAUUAAAGGCUGGUAUGUGAAUGGCAGGAUUCCAUGA